This is a messenger RNA of Andrographis paniculata, 1578 nucleotides long. RefSeq names its product heterogeneous nuclear ribonucleoprotein 1-like. Gene Ontology annotation, molecular function: RNA binding. The coding region runs from base 182 to 1330 and encodes 382 amino acids. The transcript has 2 exons. Lineage: Eukaryota; Viridiplantae; Streptophyta; Magnoliopsida; Lamiales; Acanthaceae. The record is from RefSeq and is a predicted model, not a curated record.
AUUCAUCAUCCUCUCCUCACUUUUCGGACCCUCAAUUUUUGUUGUUUUCAGAGAAUUUGCAAUCCCUCCCUCCUUUAGUCUCCCUCCAACCCCGUUUCCCCCCAAAUUAUUAAUUUCUUUCGAAAACCCUAGUUUCCCCCUCUCCGCUUUCUGGAUUCACUUUCCUCGCCUUCUUGCGGCAAUGGAGGAUGGGGAGCACAACAAGCUGUUCGUCGGGGGUAUUUCGUGGGAGGCGACGGAGGAAAUCCUCAAGGAGCAUUUCAGCAAAUACGGCGCCGUUUUGGGCUCCGUAAUUGCUAGAGAUCGGAUUACUGGCAGCCCCAGGGGAUUUGCUUUUGUUACCUUCACUGAAUCUUCCGCCGUCGACCGCGCGCUUCAGGACUCGCAUCAGAUUCUCAGCAGAACGGUGGAAGUGAAAAGGGCGAUACCCCGGAACGAACAGCAAAGUCAGCAACUUCAUCAAAGGGGUGUAAGCAAGAACGUCGGUAGAACCAAUGUUAGGAGCAGCGACCAUCAGUCCAGGACGAAGAAGAUUUUCGUAGGAGGGCUAUCGGCUAACUUAACUCAGGAAGAAUUCCGAAGCUACUUCGAAAAGUUCGGCAGGAUCACAGAUGUAGUUGUGAUGCACGACAACACGACCCAUAGACCGAGGGGGUUCGGUUUCAUCACUUUCGACUCGGAGGACUCCGUCGAGGAAGUUAUGCAGAAUAAAUUCCACGAAUUGAACGGAAAGCAUGUGGAGGUUAAAAGGGCUGUCCCGAAAGACGGAAUUAGCAGUAGCAGCAGCAGUAGUAACGGAUAUAAUGGAAGAUUAUCCAGCGGCAGGGCAGACCAAAACUUCAACUUUUAUCACCAAGGUAAUUACUCGCCGUACAACGCAAGAUUCGGACAUUUCCCGACUGGAUACGGAAAUGUUCCUGGCUACCCAUACGGGGCAGGUGUAUUCGGAAAUGGUUAUCCGUCUGCCGGGUACGGCGGGAUCGGUUACGGGUUCGCGCCGAUUGUCCCAACGGGUCCGUGGAAUCCGGCGAUGGUUGGGGUUAGGGCAGGUUUGUUGCCGUACGGAAAUGCUCCGCCUGUCUACCCGACCUACCCGAACGGCGGGUAUGGGGUGACGGGGUACGGCGGGAUUGUGGGCGCGGAAAUUAGUGGUAAAAUGGGACAAUUGAGCAUUGGAGAUGUGAAUUCGAGUGAGUCGUGGACGCAAUCUGGUAUGAGUAACGUAGAUGUGAAUUCGUUUCGAUCGGGAAGAGGCGGGCGAGGAUCGUCGACGGGAAAACAGAGUCAGAAAGGCAACGAUCGGUCUCGAGAGGUGACUAGUUCUAGCUGAUGUGAUUGUGAAUAUUGACUUGGCUAGGAAUGUCUGUCUUCUUCCACUGACAUCGUCGAGGUAAUGUCAGCUCUCUCAUGUCCAUGUUUUAGAUGCCUUUCUAAUUCUUGGGGAAAGGGGUAAGGGGUAAUUUAAUGGUUACAUUAUCUUAAUAUUUAUUGUUCAAAGUUGAUGAAUUUGGGAUACCCUUUUUACUGUAAUAUAUGUUUUUUUUUUUUGAAAUAUUUGUUGUGCAUCUGCUUUGAUUA